CUUGUAGACUAUAGAGUUGAAUUCAGUAAAUGGUGGGUGACUGCAUUCAAGACUAUCAAGUUUCCUUCCCAGGGAACAGUUUUUGACUUUUAUAUCGAUUCAGAAACAAAAAAAAUUGAACCUUGGUCCAAACUGAUCCCCAAAUUUGAAUUUGAUCGAGAAAUACCAUUACAGGCCUGUCUGGUACAUACCAGUGAAACCAUCCGGGUGCGCUAUUUCAUGGAUCAUCUCUUGGAGAGACGCAGACCAGUUAUGCUGGUGGGAAAUGCAGGCACGGGGAAGUCUGUGAUUGUUGGAGAUAAGCUGUCUUUCCUGGAUUCCGAGGAGUACCUGGUGAAGAAUGUUCCUUUUAAUUACUAUACCACCUCUGCUAUGUUGCAAGCUGUUCUUGAGAAGCCACUGGAAAAAAAGGCUGGAAGGAAUUAUGGUCCCCCUGGAACAAAGAAACUCAUCUACUUCAUUGAUGAUAUGAAUAUGCCUGAAGUUGACACCUAUGGAACAGUUCAGCCUCAUACACUGAUCCGGCAACAUCUGGACUAUGGGCAUUGGUACGACAGGAACAAGCUGUCACUGAAGGAAAUCAUGAAUGUACAAUACGUGUCAUGCAUGAAUCCCACUGCAGGCAGCUUUACUAUCAACCCACGUUUGCAGCGCCACUUCUGUGUGUUUGCCCUCUCAUUUCCUGGGGCAGAUGCUCUCUCUACCAUUUACAGUACCAUCCUAACUCAGCACCUAAAAUGGGGGAACUUCUCUGCAGCUUUACAGAAGUCAUCACAGCAAGUAAUACAUCUGGCUCUUGCCCUGCACUUGAAAGUAGCAGCCACCUUCCUCCCAACAGCUAUUAAAUUUCACUACAAUUUCAAUCUAAGGGAUUUCUCCAACGUGUUCCAAGGUAUUUUGUUUUCAACUCCUGAAUGUUUGAAGACUCCUCAGGAUUUAGUAAAGCUAUACUUACAUGAAUCCAGUCGUGUUUACCGAGACAAGAUGGUCGAUGACAAGGAUUUGGUCGAUUUUGAUAAAAUGCAAGCAGAGACAGUGAAGAAGUUCUAUGAUGACAUAGAGGAGACUUUGGAACAGACCAAGAAGAUGAAUAUGUACUGCCAUUUUGCAAAAGGGAUAGGGGAACCCAAGUACAUGCCUGUCCAGAAUUGGGAAUCAUUGAGCCAGAUUCUUGUGGAAGCCUUGGAGAACCACAAUGAGGUCAAUGCUGCCAUGAACCUGGUGCUGUUUGAAGAUGCCAUGUGCCAUGUGUAAGGGGAGUUUUGACUUUCAGACGCUUGUGAAUUUCCUUAGAUAGGUACUGGGUGGUAUCCACAGAGGUAGGAACAAUGGGUGACCUACAAAGACCUGAAUUCUCUGUUUGCACAAA
This is a messenger RNA of Python bivittatus (Burmese python), 1369 nucleotides long. NCBI's taxonomy places the organism in Eukaryota, Metazoa, Chordata, Lepidosauria, Squamata, Pythonidae. The record is from RefSeq and is a predicted model, not a curated record.